Filobasidium floriforme is the source of this 2473-nucleotide messenger RNA. RefSeq names its product subunit 17 of mediator complex-domain-containing protein. The record is from RefSeq and is a predicted model, not a curated record. Gene Ontology annotation, biological process: regulation of transcription by RNA polymerase II. Gene Ontology annotation, cellular component: mediator complex; core mediator complex. Gene Ontology annotation, molecular function: transcription coregulator activity. The transcript is spliced from 7 exons. NCBI's taxonomy places the organism in Eukaryota, Fungi, Basidiomycota, Tremellomycetes, Filobasidiales, Filobasidiaceae. The coding region runs from base 85 to 2262 and encodes 725 amino acids.
AUAGAUAUUUGCCUAUUCUCUAUAUAAUAGCUAACAAGCUUGAAUUGGGCGAAUCUGUUUUAUAACGGACGAUCGCCGAUCGCCAUGACGCAGGAUGUCGUCUCAAUCUCCCUCGAACCCGCUUCAAGCCAAGGUCUGCUUCGUCCCGUCUCGCGGUAUGAAGAAGAUAUAGGAAGACCAAUCUACAAAGAGAAACCGCCUGCAACGGCCAAAUUCGAUCGGGCCGUCACUGAGCUGCUUUUGCUCAAACCUGGCAGGUUCUCCGAGAUCAAAGCUGAUAACGUACAUCUCAUCAAGAGCGAUAGCGAGAAAGCAGCCGAGGAGGCUGAAGAAGACUCUAAAGAGGAUGAUAAGGUGGAUGAGGAUGUCGCAAACGACCAAAAUCGGAGGAAAGAGUUGAGUGCGGAAGAGAUGGGGAUGAUGAAGUACGAAGUCGCUGGCAGAUUACACGCCGCUUGGCAACAGAUGAUGAAAACCAGCGAGAUCAUCCGUUCCCUCACUCCCCUCCAGCCGCACCCAUACACCGAACCACACCUAGUCGGCAACGCUACCAUCCCAGCCGAUUCCCUUAUGACCACCUCCUCCCUCUCAGAUAAACCGCCUACCAAGGACAUCUUUGCGGCUCUGGAUGUGAAGAAGAUGAUACUGGCAAGGAACCGGAAGGGUCUGUCGGAUGCCAAGGAAGCGUUGGUAUCAAGAGCAGGGGAGAUGCGCAGACAGAUGGCUGGAGAGCCUCAAUACUGGACCGAUCUCAAAAACCUAGCCGGGUUCCCCAUUCCGGCGGACGACACCCCGACGGGCAUGCAGAUGAACGCUAUCGCCGGUCCCAGCGACCCCAAAACCGACAUCAGCAACAGUAACAAAGUAUGGUCGAUCCGACCACGCUGGAAGCCCGGUAGAGACCUCGAUGCACGUGUCCAGAUGGCUUCGGACGUGAUGAUCCCCUACGCACCGGACGAGGCGGGUCUUUCUUUCCGUAUGGCCGCUAUAGCGACUUUAGAUCCCCCUGCGUCCCCGGUUGGUGACCGUAAGCAGGAGGUGCAAGGGAGCUCGACCAGUUCUAGGACGACGAUCAAGAUACCAGCGAGGAGACGAAGACGGCUGCGGCUGUGUAUACGAACAGCAGAUAAGAGGGAUAAUCAGGUGUCGUAUAGCACCCUCGAUGCUUCGGCGUUAGACGAAGACGAUAGUGAAGGUGCCGACUCGAGUCGAAGCUUAGAGCGCGCUGCAGAGGAACUCUUCGAGGAAGAGAUCUAUAACGAGAUACGGAUAGAAGCCAAGGCUAGCCCCACGCUAAAUGCUCGGAUCUCGGUCGACUCUGUUACUAUCUCGGCUGUUCCCGAGCAAGAACUGGUCUUCGAACUCGUCAACUUAGACGAGCUGGAGAGUGACGAAGACGGGCCAAAGAGAUCAUCAGCCAAGGCCGAUCUGAUCCUCUCGAUCGUCAAGAUGAGUAUGCUCAAGAUCUACCGGGAACGCGGCGCACCGAAAGCCGUCGAACCAGAGCCUACGACUAAAGAGAUAUCUGGACCUUCCCGACCAAAAGCUGGGGCGAGAUCUAAACCAGGUCAACCCCCAUCUGCCGCGGUCAAACCUGUACCACCAUCCUUGGCGAAGGCAACAGUCUUUGGGACGCUGGUGCCUUAUCUGCACUACCAAGCCUUUUUGGGACGCCUACUUCAGGUACUCGAAGGAUUCAAGAGGACGAUCGGGUCGUUUGGGUUGGACCUUGGGAUCCGGCGGAAGGAUAGUGGGGUAGUGGGAGGCCUGGAUUGGGCUUCGCUUGUGGGUGGGACAGACGGGUAUAAGGAUGGGAGUAUCGACGUAACCCUAGAGGGAAGGCAAAUCGUUUCCCUCACCAUCUCCUCAUCAGCGACGUUCACGCUCGUCUUCCCCAACGUAUACCUUCCUUCCAGCGAUAUGACCCAGCUCCCAUCCUACAUCUCGCGGGAAAUUCGGCAAUGCCUGGUGGAUAUCAUCGAGGAACACGUUCGAAGCAAGAUCGAAACCGCUGGGUUUGCCAAGGUGGCCAAGGAUCAUCUCGCGGGGACUGUCAGUACGGCAAAGACGAAAAUAGCUGUCGAUAUUGGUGCAACAUCAACCGCUACCAGCAUCAAGGCGUACAUCCUCCGGCGCAAGGGAGACAGGGAUACACAUGGGCAGGAGACUACCAUUCAGCAUAUUGAAGAGGUCGUGUUUGAUGGUACGAAGUCGGACGAGGGCGAGCUACUCCGCUGGGUGGAUCGUAUGAUUGUACGGUGACAACAUGCAUUCGAGACGCAGGGUAUAGCGAUGUGAACUUCCAUGCAUGUCGUGCUGCUAGAAUAGACCAUUGAUAAGGCGACGGUUCAUCACGGCCGAUAAUCUCGGAUCAUUAAUUCCCGGCGAAUGAUCGUUCCUGAAUGACGAUGAUCUCCGCCUCGGAGGCAAUGCAUGAAACGGAGAUGACCGAUUGGAUGACCAUAGACCGCAG